UGUAACACGUACACCAAGAGAUGCAUUCGCUGCUCUCCGCCUGCCCGCAAAGCCUCCCAGGAAGUUUCCACGCAGACAGAAAGUAACUGGUUUUCGUUAUCCGAAUCUCUCGAAUCUGGCAACCUUGCCGAUGUGGAGAUCUCUGUCGAGUCCUGCUAUUUCCCUGGCCAGUGUGCAACUUUCAGGGCGCACAAGAUGAUCCUGGCUUUACAGAAUGACGUGUUCAGGGCCAUGUUUUACAGCGACUUCGCCAAGGAGGACCGUAUAAUCAUCACCGACUUACACCCGGAGGGCGUCCGAGGCCUCUUACGGUACUUCUACAGCGGCCGUUUGGAGGUACAAACCGUGCACCAGGCCGCCGCUACCCGUACUGCUGCGGCCAAGUACAUCGUCCCACAGCUUGAGGAGAGAUGCCUCGCGUUCAUGAACGAACGCAUGGUUACCGACGACGUGUGCGCUUUCCUGGACUACGUCCUGACCAUGGGCGAAGAAGCCUUGGCGACCCCCGCCACGAUCGUCAUCGUCAAGGACAGUCUCGGGGUGCUCUCCUCCGCGACAUUUAUGACUUGCACCGAGGACACCGUGAGAUAUGUUCUCAAACACGCCACCAAUGUGUCCGAGGCAGUAGUUCUAAAAUCGGUGCGCGCGUGGGGCAAGCAGUGCCUUAAGCGCACUGAGCAUACCAUACGUUUACGCCGUAAUGGGCGCGGGGUCAAAGGCGAACCGGUUGAUUUUCGCGCCGUCAUGCUCCCUCUACUCCCCGAGCUACGGUUCCUCGCACUGUCAGUGGAGGAGUUCGUCGUUGGUCCUAACACGUGGGGAAUCCUCACAGACGCCGAAGCACGGGCAAUUCUGAGCAACAUCGUCAAAGAAGGCUCGAUGGCGAUGCCAAAAGGAUUCUGCGAGAUACGGACGGCUCGAGGGUAGCCUUUCAGACGACCUCAAGCUCUAGAAGAUUCCACUUCACGUACCCGUAGUUUCGUUUUUCUAAGACUUACUCGGGGACAGCAGUGUUGGCGGUGGCACGUGCUGCUUCGAACCAGACUCCGGUAGAUAACGCUUUCACUGGGUUAAAUUUAAAGCAAUAUUUCUUUUAUUAUUAU
Dermacentor silvarum is the source of this 1103-nucleotide messenger RNA. Its product is annotated as BTB/POZ domain-containing protein 6-B-like. Gene Ontology annotation, molecular function: protein binding. Gene Ontology annotation, biological process: neurogenesis. The transcript is spliced from 3 exons. The coding region runs from base 196 to 927 and encodes 243 amino acids. Gene Ontology annotation, cellular component: cytosol. The record is from RefSeq and is a predicted model, not a curated record. Lineage: Eukaryota; Metazoa; Arthropoda; Arachnida; Ixodida; Ixodidae.